AUGAGAGAGCUGACCGUCUUGCCGGAACAGGGUAUUCUGUCUUCUGAGUCUUCUGAGUCUUCUGAGUCUUCUGAGUCUUCUGAGUCUUCUGAGUCUCCUGAGUCUUCUGAGUCUUCUGAGUCUUCUGAGUCUUGUGAGUCUUCUGAGUCUUCUGAGUCUUCUGAGUCUUCUGAGUCUUCUGAGUCUUCUGAGUCUUCUGAGUCUUCUGAGUCUUCUGAGUCUUCUGAGUCUUCUGAGUCUUCUGAGUCUUCUGAGUCUUCUGAGUCUUCUGAGUCUUCUGAGUCUUCUGAGUCUUCUGAGUCUUCUGAGUCUUCUGAGUCUUCUGAGUCUUCUGAGUCUUCUGAGUCUUCUGAGUCUUCUGAGUCUUCUGAGUCUUCUGGGUCUUCUGAGUCUUCUGAGUCUUCUGAGUCUUCUGAGUCUUCUGAGUCUUCUGAGUCUUCUGAGUAUUCUGAGUCUUCUGAGUCUUCUGAGUCUUCUGAGUCUUCUGAGUCUUCUGAGUCUUCUGAGUCUUCUGAGUCUUCUGAGUCUUCUGAGUCUUCUGAGUCUACUGAAUCUUCUGAGUCUUCUGAGUCUUCUGAGUCUUCUGAGUCUUCUGAGUCUUCUGAGUCUUCUGAGUCUUCUGAGUCUUCUGAGUCUUCUGAGUCUUCUGAGUCUUCUGAGUCUUCUGAGUCUUCUGAGUCUUCUGAGUCUUCUGAGUCUUCUGAGUCUUCUGAGUCUUCUGAGUCUUCUGAGUCUUCUGAGUCUUCUGAGUCUUCUGAGUCUUCUGAGUCUUCUGAGUCUCCUGAGUCUUCUGAGUCUUCUGAGUCUUCUGAGUCUUCUGAGUCUCCUGAGUCUUCUGAGUCUUCUGAGUCUUCUGAGUCUUCUGAGUCUUCUGAGUCUUCUGAGUCUUCUGAGUCUUCUGAGUCUUCUGAGUCUUCUGAGUCUUCUGAGUCUUCUGAGUCUUCUGAGUCUUCUGAGUCUUCUGAGUCUUCUGAGUCUUCUGAGUCUCCUGAGUCUUCUGAGUCUUCCAAGUCUUCUGAGUCUUCUGAGUCUUCUGAGUCCUCUGAGUCUUCUGAGUCUUCUGAGUCUUCUGAGUCUUCUGAGUCUUCUGAGUCUUCUGAGUCUUCUGAGUCUUCUGAGUCUUCUGAGUCUUCUGAGUCUUCUGAGUCUUCUGAGUCUUCUGAGUCUUCUGAGUCUUCUGAGUCUUCUGAGUCUUCUGAGUCUUCUGAGUCU
Messenger RNA from Aedes albopictus (Asian tiger mosquito), 1212 nucleotides. RefSeq lists its product as uncharacterized. The transcript is spliced from 2 exons. Gene Ontology annotation, molecular function: collagen binding. NCBI's taxonomy places the organism in Eukaryota, Metazoa, Arthropoda, Insecta, Diptera, Culicidae. Gene Ontology annotation, cellular component: cytoplasm; nucleus. The record is from RefSeq and is a predicted model, not a curated record. The annotation marks the transcript as partial. Gene Ontology annotation, biological process: dentinogenesis; odontoblast differentiation.